AACAAGGAGGCUCCCUCCGUUUGUCUCCUUUCACUUGGCAUAAUUAUUUCCAGAUUCAUCCGUGUUGUUGGAAGCAGUCUUUUUCCCUCGAUGUUCUGGAAAGGUUCGUGCAGAAUUGGUGUCAUUUCUUCCUGAAAUGUUUAUAGAAUUCACCAGUGAAGCCAGCCGAGCCUGAGUUUUCCACGUGGAAAGAUGUUUAAACACCAACCUGUCUCGUGCUGGGUGUCCACUGAGCUCCUGAGGUCUGUGGAUUCACAGUUUUCAUCAACUCUGGGAAAACUGGUUUCCUCAGACAUUGUCCCAUCCACCCUGUCCUUGGACUCCGAUUCCACGUACGUGGUGCUGCUUGAGGUUUCCCUUUCACGCACGUUCUCUCUUUGGGGAGGCUCCUGUCGUCUCUCCAGAUCCGCUCGCUUUUCUGCCAUGGUCAGUCCUUCCGGUGGGUCUUGCUCUCACACUUUGUGGUUUUCUCCCGUAGACGUUGGGUGGGCAUCUUUUUGUACUUUCUGUGAUUCCAGCCCCUCUUGAACAAGACGGACUGCAGGCCGCCUGGCCGCCUUAAUGACCCGCUAAGCCCCGCUUGGCACCAGCUGCAGGUCAGUUUCGACUCUGAGUUUUCCUCCUCUGGCUGCUGUGCGCCUGGCGACCUUUAGUUGGGUGCCCGACGCCGCGACCCUCGCCUCGCUGGGUGCAGAUGCGCUGGCUCCUGGAACUGUUCUUGAGCGUUGUUCAGGGAUGCGGUUAAGCUGCUUGCAAACAGGUCGGCUUCAUGCUAAGAUUAGUCAACACUUGUCACGCAGGACUGGGCGGAGCUCACUCUGGGGCUAAUUAGCCCCACAUCAAGGCAAGAUCUCUGACGCCAGGACCGUGGGUUUCCAGUCUGGCUGGUGGGAACAGGCAGGUGUCCUGCCCUGUGUGAGCGCCAGGCAACAUUCCCUCUGACCUCUCGGGCCGUGUGGCUUCCCCACAGUGCUCUGAGCUGCCCCAUCCUGGCCCCUCCUCAGCUCUCUGCUCUCUCUCUCUCUGCAGCCCCCUCGUGUCCUCCAGGGCCUGCUCCUCCUGGACUCUCCGCCCCAUCUCCUCACUCAGGGUCCUCCUGACUCCACUGGGGUCCCCUUCUCCCAGCAGGAAGCUGGGGCGACAGAGGGCUUCCCUCACCUGUGUGACCUCAGGAGCCCCGGGCCGGCUGCCUGGCGUGGGCGUCUCUCCAGCUGUCGUUCCGUCAGAACCUGCUGAACUGCUCCAACACUGCUGGACCAGAUUUUCAGUGACCUCUCAGCCUCACGGCCUGAGCCGGCCAGCCCAGACACCCCGACGCAGCUAGCAGGGAGCCCGACGCCUUCCCGCCUCAGCACCCUCAGCGGAGAGUCUGCUGGCCCAGGAAGCCUCAGCCAGCCCCCCACGGAGCUUGGGGAGCUUUCAGGAUGGAGGCAGAUGGGGGGUCCUCGACCCCCCUGGGUGCCGCUGCUGCCCAGGGGGUGCUGGACACUGGGCCUGGCUGCUCCUCCCUGGAGCUGUGCGACACAGCCCCGGGGAAGUUCCGAGCGCUGCCCCUCGGGGACCCUGCCAGUCAGACCGAUGCAGGCGCCAGCCCGCCAGACACGGGCCCUGCGGGGGAGCUGAGCAGUAGCACCAAGAUCCCCAACCGGGACAGCGGGAUCGACAGCCCACCCUGCAGCGUGGCCGGCGAGCACUUCCCCUGUGAGGAGGGCAGUGAGGCGGCCUCCCACCCCCCGGUCCCGGGGCUGCACCCAGAGACGGCCCCGGAUGGCAAGGCCCCACCGGAGGAGGCUGAGAGCGACGUGGGCGAGGGCAGUGUCGAGGAGCCUGACCCCAAGGACGGCCCCCCGAGGGCCAUCACGGACCCGGCCAAGUGCUCUGAGCCCCAGAAGCUGCUUCACAUUGCUCAGGAGCUCCUGCACACCGAGGAGACCUACGUGAGGCGGCUGCACCUGCUGGACCAGGUUUUCUGCACCCGGCUGACGGAAGCGGGGAUCCCUCCAGAAGUCACCACAGGGAUCUUCUCUAACAUCUCCUCCAUCUAUUGCUUCCAUGGGCAGUUCCUCCUGCCUGAGCUGCAGACGCGGAUCACGGAGGAGUGGGACUCAAACCCCCGGCUUGGGGACAUCCUGCAGAAGCUGGCCCCAUUCCUCAAGAUGUAUGGCGAGUACAUCAAGAACUUCGACCGGGCCAUGGAGCUGGUGAGCACCUGGACCCAGCGCUCACUGCUGUUCAAAGACAUCGUCCACAGCAUCCAGAAGGAGGAGGUGUGUGGGAACCUGACGCUGCAGCACCACAUGCUGGAGCCCGUGCAGAGGAUCCCCCGCUACGAGCUGCUGCUCAAGGACUAUCUGAAGAGGCUCCCAGGGGACGCCCCCGACCGCAAGGAUGCAGAGAGGUCCUUGGAGCUCAUCUCCACAGCCGCCAACCACUCCAACGCCGCCAUUCGGAAAAUGGAGAAGAUGCACAAGCUCUUGGAAGUGUAUGAGCGCCUGGGGGGUGAGGAAGACAUCGUCAACCCGGCCAACGAGCUGAUCAAGGAGGGCCAGAUCCAGAAGCUGUCCGCCAAGAACGGCACCGCCCAGGACCGCCACCUCUUCCUGUUCAACAGCAUGAUCCUUUACUGUGUGCCCAAACUGCGGCUCAUGGGCCAGAAGUUCAGUGUCCGGGAGAAGAUGGACAUUUCGGGCCUCCAGGUGCAGGAUGUCGUCAAGCCAAAUGCAGUACACACAUUCAUCAUCACGGGGAAGAGAAGGUCCCUGGAGCUGCUGACCCGGACAGAAGAGGAGAAGAAAGAAUGGAUUCAGGUCAUUGAGGCCACCAUCGAGAAGCACAAGCAGAACAGCCAGACCUUCAAGGCCUUCAGCGGCUCCGGCGGCCAGGAUGAGGACCCCUCCCUCACUCCAGACCCAGCGACGCUGAGCGCCAGCUCCGGGGAGCCCGCCGCUGCCGAUGGUGGAGGGGGUGCAGCGCUCGAGCCCAGGAGAGCGUCCUCUAAGACCAGGCGUGACAAGGAGAAGCCGGGCUGCAGGAGCUGCGGCGAGACCUUCAACUCCAUCACCAAGAGGAAGCACCACUGCAAGCUGUGCGGGGCUGUCAUCUGUGGGAAGUGCUCUGAGUUCAAGGCCGAGAACGGCAGGCAGAGCCGUGUCUGCCGACAGUGUUUCCUGACUCAGCCGGUGGCCACCGUGAGCCCCAGCCCUGAGGAGCCUGUGGAGCCCAAGCAGGGCAUGGAGAAGCCAGCCACUGCGGACCCCCUGCCCAACCUGUUCUGCGGCCCCCUGCGGGUGUCAGACUGCGGCUCAGCCUGGAGCGAGGUGUGGGCUGCCAUCCCCGCGUCGGAUCCCCUGGAGCUGGUGCUGCACCCACAGGGAGGCAGCCAGGACGGCCAGCCACUCCGUGCCAUCCCCCUCUCCGGCUGCACGGUGAGCGUGCUGGACCCCGCAGAGAAGCCAGAGGCUGGGCACGUGUGGCGGUUGCACCAGGCCCAGCGGUCCUUGUACCUGAGCACCUCGUCCGAAGAGCUGCAGCAGCAGUGGCUGGAAGCCCUGAGCACAGCCGCCCUUGGGGACUUGGCCCGGGCCAGCCGGGGAGCCCUGCAACCCCAGACCCCGUGAGCUGAGUCUCGGCUGUGUCUCCAGCUCUGCGGCCACCACGGCAGGGCCUGUGCUCACCUGGGAGAUGGCGUUGGAGGCCACGUGCUUGCGUGAAAGGCACUGGGACUGCUGAGGAGCUGACAGGUCACAGGGCACUUGGCCCUGGAGGGUCCCUCUGCUUCAGAGAGGAGGAAACUGAGGCCCAGAGAUGGGUGGCCAACUGCCCAGGGUCACCCAGCACACUCCCAAGAAGCGCCUGGCCUCUGCCCCAGCCCCAGCAGAGUGGCCUGGAGUGGGGCGUGGGCGAGUGUCGUGAGUGGCCCUGCGGGGGCACUCGGCUCUUAAGGGCAAGAGAAGCAUCCUGGGCGGUGCCCGGGGACACUUGGUAAAGGCUACAGUCAUGCUGGCCCUCCACACUGCUGCCCGCCUGUCCACACUGUCUACACUGUCUGCACCGUGUGAGCUGGAUGGAACUGGCCCUGGGACUCCACCCCACCUCCUCCAUCCCAUGCGGAGCAGCCCCUGGAGGAGGGAGCCGUAGGCCUGGGCGAUUCAUACGGGGCUCGAGGUUCCUGAAUAACCUCUCUGCGAAACUGGACGGGAGGCCCACCCUGGGUCGUGUAGUGCCUGUCUCCCCUGGUGGGCGGCGGGCAGCAGGCGGCAGGCGGUGCUUGUCUGCGUAAAUAAAUGCUGGCAGCCAGCAAGUGGGCACAGCCUCAGGCCAUCA
This is a messenger RNA of Equus caballus (horse), 4323 nucleotides long. The record is from RefSeq and is a predicted model, not a curated record. NCBI's taxonomy places the organism in Eukaryota, Metazoa, Chordata, Mammalia, Perissodactyla, Equidae.